Molecule: messenger RNA, 2900 nt
Organism: Manduca sexta (tobacco hornworm)
Lineage: Eukaryota; Metazoa; Arthropoda; Insecta; Lepidoptera; Sphingidae
Gene: Cks85A
Product: cyclin-dependent kinases regulatory subunit
Exons: 2
Coding region: 189-470 (93 amino acids)
Biological process (GO): regulation of mitotic cell cycle
Cellular component (GO): cyclin-dependent protein kinase holoenzyme complex; SCF ubiquitin ligase complex
Molecular function (GO): ubiquitin binding; protein kinase binding; histone binding
Source: RefSeq, a predicted model, not a curated record
UUUAAAACACCAGUUUCCAAACGCAUGUCGUUAUAACAGCUGUCAAUGUGAAAAUUUGAUUUUCCUUCGGUUUUCGGCUAUUCGUCAGACAGAUUGUGUGAAAGAAAUUAAUCUACCUGAAAUUUUCCCUGACUUUUUUGUGAUUUUUGUCUGAUAACACUACUUAAUUAGUAGUUGAGUGAGCCAACAUGCCUGUGGACCAAAUUCAGUAUUCAGAAAGGUACACCGAUGACGUAUACGAAUACAGGCAUGUCAUCCUACCACCAGAUAUCGCCCGUCUUGUCCCAAAAUCCCACUUGAUGACGGAAACAGAGUGGCGCAACCUCGGAGUGCAGCAGAGUCCAGGUUGGUUACAUUUCAUGGUACACAAUCCUGAGCCUCAUGUCCUGCUGUUCCGGAGACCGAGAACUGACAUUCCAACUCCUGUGAAUGGAUUGGAUACAAACACCAGCUCGGCUGUGGCGGUUUGAGACUAGAUUUGGUGAUGUUGCUGAUAAAAUAUUGUUUCUAUAGUUAUUGAGUAUUGUAAAUUCCAAUUUCAUAAGAAUAAUGCAUAAUAUGCCUUAAUAUAAAACUGUGAGACAGUGUCUCUAUGUCUAAAUUUAGUAUUACCGUAUUGCAAAGGUAGAAGUACUGUUUCUAGACAAAAUUGCCUUGAAUCCCUAAACCCAAGAUAACAAAGAGUAGAAGAAGGUCCCUGAUUAUUUAUUUAGGUUGAUUCAUUGGGGAUUUCUGGCAAUUCAAGGAUGUGUUCAAACAUGGUAAUAUGGUGAAAUAUUCCAUAGCAAUAUAACAUCAAGGUAAUAAGAUGUUUUGACAGAUUAUGGUGCUUCUAUGGUAAUUUCUAUUUACAUAAGGAUACUGCUGUGAGAUAUUUUCAUUGAUUGCCCAAUAUAAGUUAUUACCUAAUUGGUGAAGAGCAAUAAUUGGUGGUUACAUUAUUGAUUUAUGUGCAAGUGUCAAUUUAAAGAUGAUGAAAACAUGAUACAAUAUUGCAUAAUUGUUUUUGAAAGAUAAUGCCUUAGGAUGUGUUUUUUUAUAUUGGUAUUUUGAAAAUAGGAAAGAUGUAUGACAUAGGCUUGGAGAUAUCAAUUAUGAACAAACACAAAUUAACAGCAAACUUAUAAAUACUUUUGUAGUCUGAAUUAUGGUUCAGUGUUCUAUCAGCAACAUUUAUAAGUGUUGACGUAAAAUGUGGCGGCUUUUAUGCAUUUAAGAGUCUAUAAUUAUUGUGUUAUUAUAUUAGUAACGAAAUAAAUUGUCACAUUUAGGUGAAUGCCUACUUAAUGUAGAGAUAUUCUUUAUGUGACGUAAUUAAAUUAUUUAUUGUAUUAGUGCCUUUAACACUUAAAAUGUGCCUAUUUCAAAGUUAAAUUGGAUCUUAUUCACUCUUCUCACAAGAUUAUUUGAGUCAUGUUUUAUGAAUAAAGAAGUGCCUUUUCCUUUCAAUUCAAUCUCCAAACAGUGGAUUGAGAAGUAAAAACCUUGCAUUAAGUUCCAUGGUACUACACAGAAAACCUUGAUUUAUGGUUAACACCAUGGUAAUGUUAUUAAAUAAAUAUCAACUAAAGGUUCUAAAAUAUGUAAAUUAUUCUUAUACGGAAGUCUGAUAAGAUCCAUUGUUAACUUUGGCUACCAAAAACAAUUUAUUAUUUAGAUGAAGAUAUCUAUGAAAGUAUGAUUCAUGUAUUGUUAUGUAUCCUAAAUAUGAGGCCUGUUUUAUGUAAGGUCUGAAAAUCCUAUGAUAGUUUUCCUAAUCAAUAAAUAUAAUUAAUCUAGAAGCCUUAUCUCAUUUUGUUGCUUUUCUUGUCAAAUAUGCAUUGGAGAUAAAAUGAUUAUAUGGGUUUUAAUCACAACUUGAUAUUUAUUGCUAAGACCCAAGAUAUAUAAUUGCUAAUGAGAUAUUAUUUUCUUCCAAAAUAGCAAUUGUCUGGCUAUUAAAGCUGUUCAAUAAUAUAAUAUUUUAUUUGUUCCUGCAUUUUUAUCGGUCAGAAAAUUAUAUUAUAUAGUUUAAAUUGAAAUAAUAUACUAAUGUAAGUACUUAUAAAACUAUGUAUUAGGUAAUAGAACUUGCAGAUAGGGUUGCCAGGUAAAUAAAACAAUAUGCUAUGCUAUCUAGAGUUUUAAACCUUGACUGUGUAUUUUAUAAAUUUUCUUGUUUUUUUUUUUAUUUGGUAAACUGUCCCAACUACACCUAGUAUUUAUGCAGUGAGUUGCAUUAUUUUUUUUACAUAGAUUUAUAAAAAAACAAUGUAUUGUGAAGAAAUUUUUAGGUUAAAUAGUAUGGAUUAAAAUAUUUACUUAUUAACAACAUUGAAGUAUUGGAUGAAAUAUUUGGUGUCACUAUCGGCAAGUUCUAAAGAAAGGAACCCUAAAGGUUGUAGUAUAUUUUAUAGUAAAUUAUAUGAGAAUGAAAACACUAUAAGUUCCUAUUUUAUAUAUGCAGCAGAUUCAAAUUACACCAGGGAGUGAAAAAAAAGAACAAAAUAUAUUGAUAUUUAUUUCUACCACUUAUGGUAGAGUUACAUUUUCUUAUGAGUUUUAUUAUGGACGCAUUGGUAGAAAUGUGUAGGGAUGUUUUCUUUAGUUUCAAUUAGCACAUGUAGUACAAAAAGGUAAAUGCCCUUAUUAUUUUAAAUUUACUUUGACUAUAUUGGUUUUUGCAAAAACUUCUGGUGUCUGGAAUGUUAUUAUUUUUUGCCUGACUUCUUAAAUAUAAAGUUUUAUAGCCAUAGCAAGGUGAUAAUGCUUGAAUAAUAAAUGCUGUUAACAAUAAGGCUGUUUACCUUAUCUCUAUUUUAUGAUUGGUUGAUAGAAUACUUAUUAAUUAAUAUUAAUUGAAAUAACUUAUCUUUAAGUUUUAACUAUCUUUGUUAACUUGAAUACAUGUUUAUACAAUA